This is a messenger RNA of Peronospora matthiolae, 1629 nucleotides long. Lineage: Eukaryota; Oomycota; Peronosporomycetes; Peronosporales; Peronosporaceae. The record is from the annotation of a GenBank genome assembly.
AUGCAACCAGGACAAGCGCAGAUACGACACCUUCGAGCUACUUCACGUCGACAUCUGCAGACCCAUGGAGAUGAUUCUCUGGUUGGCAGCAAGUACCUACUGCUGAUCGUUGACGAAGCCAGUGGAUGCAUGAAGGGCUUCUGUCUACGUGUGAAGUCGGUGAGUGAAAACUACAUCACACGAUACAUCAAGAUGGUGCAAGCACAGUUUGGCAAGAAGGUCAAGCUCGUCCGACACGACGGAUCCCGCGAGUUCGCAACCAACUCGCUUCAAGAAUUCUACGAAGAUGAAGGCAUUGAGCAGCAGACGACGGUGCCAUAUGCACACCAGACCAACGGCACGGCGGAGCGCGCCAUUCGGACUAUCGUCACAAUUUUUUGCAGCAUGCUCCACCAUGCGAAGUUGGAGAAGUGCUUCUGGGCAGAAGCAGCAAUGACGGCAAUCUACGUCAAGAACCGUCUGCCGUCGCCUAAAGUUAUGCACAAGACUCCGUUCGAGAUCGUCCACAACUCCAAGCCAAGUGUCAAGCACAUGCGGGUGUUCGGUUGUCAGGUUUACAUACUGACACCGAAGGAGAAGCGGCUCAAGUGGGACUCCAAGGCUCGCAAUGGGAUAUUCUUGGGCUACGAAGAAGCAUCCAAAGCGUACCGCGUCUAUGACAUCGAGGCGGGGCAGGUAGUCAUCAGUCGCGAUGUCAACUUUGACGAGUCCGCCUUUGGACUUUCACCACCAGCCACCGCUGAAGACGCCGAUGACAUUGACUUCGACUCCCUCGAUCUGGAUGAUGAAGCGCCAGGUCAAGCGCAGUACAAGCAAACAGGCAAGCGCAAGAAAGAAUCAAGUGCGCCAGACAUUCACACGACCCACCAAGAAGAAGAUGCAGAUAUAGAGAAUGCUGAUGCAUCGACUCCGCCUGUGUUUUGGCGUGCGAGUGCGAACGCCAUCGAAACAGCAGUGGACUCAUCCGAGCCAUCGACUUUUGAAGCUGCGGUGAGCGGUCCUGAUCAAGUGCAUUGGCGCGAAGCUAUCCGUGCGGAGCUUGAGUCGAUGCGACUUUGUGAAGUAUUCCGCGCAGCCAAGCUACCUAAAAGACAUCGCGCCAUUGGCACGAAGUGGGUCUUCAAGAUCAAGCGCAAAGCGGACGGAUCAAUUGACAAGUACAAGGCGCGUCUUGUGGCAAAGGGUUUCAAGCAACAAUUUGGGAUGGACUACACGGAAACAUUCUCGCCCGUCGUCAAGUACGUUACGCUGCGCAUGGUGAUUGCAGUCGCCAAGUAUUUCGGAUGGACCAUCGACCAACUCGACGUGGUGACAGCUUUCCUGUAUGGUGUCAUGAAGGAACAAGUGUUCUACGCCAUCCCUGAAGGCGUGGAAUUGGAGGGCUCCUUCGAUUGUCUGGAGUUGGUGAAGGCAAUUUACGGACUAAAACAAGCGUCGCGCGUAUGGAACGAAACGUUUGACGAGUUCGUGUGUGCUAUUGGAUUCCAAGCGUCAAGCCUCGACCCGUGUCUCUACGUAAGGAUUGUGGAAGGGCAAUGCGUGCUGCUGCUGGUGUAUGUGGAUGACGUGUUGAUCACCGGUAGCUCAUGCGAGCUAAUUACACGCACCAAGACCGACCUGAAGACAUGA